This is a messenger RNA of Colletotrichum aenigma, 993 nucleotides long. RefSeq names its product Tyrosine-protein kinase HCK (gene HCK). The transcript has 2 exons. Gene Ontology annotation, biological process: protein phosphorylation. Gene Ontology annotation, molecular function: protein serine/threonine kinase activity; ATP binding. The coding region runs from base 1 to 993 and encodes 330 amino acids. Gene Ontology annotation, cellular component: cytoplasm. The record is from RefSeq and is a predicted model, not a curated record. NCBI's taxonomy places the organism in Eukaryota, Fungi, Ascomycota, Sordariomycetes, Glomerellales, Glomerellaceae.
AUGGCCGGCGGCAACCUCGAAGAGGGUUGGACGACGGUCCACAGACAGUUCCAGGGUCACCCCGAACGAUUGCCGCCCGCCCAGCGCGAGCUCCACGAGAGAACCCAGAUUAAGGAAUGGGAAUCAUCGGACGGUCACUGGAGUGGCAUAGGAAAGCACCCUACCGACUUCACCGAAUCGAAAAAGCUCCAUCACAAGAUCACCGUGCCUCAGGACAAUAGUUUAGGCUGGGGAACCUACGGUCGCGUCGAAAAGGUCACCCAUCGAACGGUCUGUCUGGCGCGAAAAUGGAUUCAGCCGAGGCGCGGUCGCACGAUAGAGAUCCUCCGCGAGGAGGCCCACGUCAUGGAAAGGCUGGACCACGACCACAUAGUCAAGCUGAUUGGCACCUAUACGUUUAGACAGCGGGAACUGUACCUGCUGAUAUGGCCAGUGGCCAUCUGCAACUUGGACGAAUUACUCACAGACCUCGACGAUUUAAGGAGCGGCCAAGGCGAUCGCGAGGACAUCACCAAGAGACUCAUGGCGCUAGGCCUUACCGACUUAAGCGCUAUCCAGGGCAGCGCCCGCGAUGCCGCCAACCCGGGCUCAAAGGGCAAAUGUCCUCUAAAGUUUCUCCAGCGCAUCAUGGGCUGCAUCGGCCAAGCUGUUACGUAUUGCCAUCAUUCCAACAUUCGCCAUCUCGAUCUCAAGCCUACGAACAUCCUGCUGAAUCCUGAGAGAGUCUACUUGGCCGACUUUGGUACCGCUCGGGAUGUGAACGACCAGGAAAAGACUACGACAACCGGCCAUCAGGGGACGCCAAAAUGGCGGGCCCCUGAGAUUUACGACUUGAAGGACUGGUCUAUGAAAUCUGCCGAUAUCUACUCCUUGGGCCUCGUCUACCUGAAUAUCGCCACAGCAGUGUACCACGGCAAUUUAUCAGCCUUCUAUACUGUGCUUGAAGACCUCGUCCCUCGCUCUCGUGCCGAAAAGCUCGAAAAGUUUCAAUAA